Molecule: messenger RNA, 975 nt
Organism: Coffea eugenioides
Lineage: Eukaryota; Viridiplantae; Streptophyta; Magnoliopsida; Gentianales; Rubiaceae
Product: ylmG homolog protein 1-2, chloroplastic-like
Exons: 1
Coding region: 100-771 (223 amino acids)
Biological process (GO): chloroplast fission
Cellular component (GO): membrane
Source: RefSeq, a predicted model, not a curated record
UAGUUACUUAAAACCCAAUUGAAGGAAGACAUCUUGGGCAAGUCUAGAAUCUACUCCGCAGUACUCAGAAUCCGGAGAUUUCGUUCGAGCCAAAACCAGAUGGCUUCUUCCCUCAUAGCCUCACAGACCUUAAUCCUCCGAAAACCUACCGUUAUUUCUCCGAACAACCUUACCGCUGCCUAUCCUCUGAGGCUUUCCGUCUCCCUCGCAAACCCUAAAAGGCCGGCAAUGAUUACCGCUUCCUCGUCGACCCUCCUCAGUAACUCAUCUGCCAAAACCUCUGGUUACCAGAACUCCGCUCUAUCGUUGCUCACAGGUUCAACUCGGACAGUGACUACGCUGUUGGCUCUCACUCUAACGGCCUCCAAGCUGUUGGCCGACAAGGUUCUCAAUCUGGGCCUGCAAUUGAAGGGCUUUCAUGGCCGGCCGGAGCCUUUAGUCCACUCCGCCGGCCCGGCUUUUUUCGCCGCAAUUCGGGAUGCUUCCACUGGAACUUUGAACACGCCGUUCACCGUGGUUGCAGCCGGGAUGGCAAAAUGGCUGGAUAUAUACAGCGGGGUUUUGAUGGUUAGGGUUUUGCUGAGCUGGUUCCCCAAUAUACCUUGGGAUAGGCAGCCCUUGUCUGCAAUUAGGGACCUGUGUGAUCCGUAUUUGAAUCUUUUCCGGAAUAUAAUCCCUCCGAUCUUCGAUACCUUAGAUAUCAGUCCGUUGUUGGCUUUUGCCGUUUUGGGGACGCUGGGCUCCAUUUUGAAAAGCAGCAAAGGAUUUUGAAGUGAGCGGAUCAUCGAUCUGACCUGCUGCGUUUGUAUCUCUGGUUAUGGAUUAAGGACAGUUAGUACUAUCAAUUUUGUAACUUUUGGAGAAACUAUAAUACUGCUGUGAUGUUUAUCGCUAGCAAGUAGCCUGUUGGUCCCUGGUUCGUGUUCAAGAGUCCGCUUUUGGUCUAUCUAGCUAUAUAAAUUUGAAUUUUUGCAA